AGUGCAUUAUUGUCCAUCGCGGCGGGAAGUAAACAAAAGAAAACAGACAACAAAAGCUUACCAUUACAGAAUAUUAUGGUGGGAGUCCAUUAUUGGAAAGCAACAAGGCAAAGGGGAUCCAGUGUGCAGCGUUAGUGGGAGAGGUUUGGGGACAAGCGGGUUUCGCUGCUUUCGAGGUACUACAACGUUAGUGGGGUCCCACAGUGUUGAGUUGUUGAUCCAACAUCCUAAUAAAAUUGUCACAACCAUACGCUCCUUUAUAUAAGUCAUAUUGUGGUUUAUGUGUAGUACAAAAUUUUGUUUUGCGUAGUUUGUGAAGUGGAAGAUGGAGACCUCGAGAACAAGUUCUCGGGUCCUCUGUCUAAUCCUUGCACUGUUGAUAACAAUUGUUGGGCUUAGAUGUGACGAUAUGAAAAAUGGAAACGCUUCAAGUCAUGAUCACAACAAUGCGACAUUUGUAACGUUCCCUAAUCAAGGGAUAAAUGCAGAACUAAAAGGAGAACACGACAGUUCAUACGACAGUAAUGAUAAAGUUCACGUCGAGAACAGCUUGUAUUAUGGAGGAGGCGGAGGCGGUGGAGGAGGAGGAGGAGGAUGGGGUGGUGGUGGGGGUGGAGGAGGGGGAGGUGGUGGUGGAGGAGGUGGUGGAUGGGGAGGUGGAGGUGGAGGUGGAGGAGGAGGAGGAGGAGGCGGUUGGGGUGGUGGAGGAGGAGAAGGUGGUGGUGGUGAUGGAGGUAGUGGGUGGAGAUGUAGGGGGCAUGGUAGAAGGAAGGGGCAUGAUUACAAAGCGAAGAAGAAAGAGGUGUAUGAGGAGGAAGAGUAUAGGUUGGGAGAAUAUGCAGAAUGCAAGGGAAGAACACGAUGCUGGGGAAUGAGGUUGGAAUGCCCCCUUCAUUGUGGAGGACCUUGUUUCUAUGAUUGUCACAAUUUCUGUAAGGCUCAUUGCCACCAAACCUAGACACCAAACCCGUUUUCUCUUACCAGGUUACACAUUUUUUCUCUUAUCACUUAUAAAUAUAUACAUUUUUUAUUUCCCGUGUCUCA
Messenger RNA from Vigna angularis (adzuki bean), 1044 nucleotides. RefSeq names its product cold and drought-regulated protein CORA. The coding region runs from base 326 to 958 and encodes 210 amino acids. The transcript has 2 exons. Lineage: Eukaryota; Viridiplantae; Streptophyta; Magnoliopsida; Fabales; Fabaceae. The record is from RefSeq and is a predicted model, not a curated record.